UCAGGGGCAUGUUCAGUCAACCGCUUGUCGCUAGCAAGCCGGAUUUCUACGCUACACAGUAAACUGAAUUACCACUACGAGAAUCAGUAGUUCGCGAACGUUUGCGAAACGUUUACUGAAUAAACUUGAUGCUGGGUAGCUAGCGAAGUUUAAAAAUAACAUUUGAAACAAGCACCGACGUUUUAUAAUAUUCAUUUGUUACGGUUUCAUGCGUGAAACCUUUUUUCUGUGGAAGCAGUAAAAGUGAAAUUGUGACGAAAACAGCGCACCAAUCAUGAGGAUUUUGAACAGUCGUAUUCUAAUCGUUCUUACGUUGACAACUUUGGCCAUACUUCUUGUUGUUUCCACUUGGUUAAACGAAACAGUCGUGAUACAAUACAGCGAAAAGGAAUGUGACUGCGGUAAUAAAAACGGACCCAGCGCGACACACGGUGUACCUGUACUACGAAAUCCUAACCAGACCAUGUUAACGGAACAGACGUUACAAUCCUCAAAUCUAAGUACAAAAAAGACGUGGUCGGAGAUAGCAGAAGAAUACCACACGUACGUGAACACCGUGCAAGUAAAAUGCAACAACAUCGUUAGAAUGGGCAAGGCCGAUGACGGCGGCUGGGACAUCUGCGAUGACGAACAAUACAGACCGAAGCAGCCAUGUUUGAUAUAUUCUUUCGGAAUUAACAAUGACUGGUCGUUUGACGACGCCGUGUCAAAGAAAUAUGGAUGUCAUGUGCACGCCUUUGAUCCCAGCAUGAAACAGGACGAUCACAAUCGAUCAGACCUGAUCCACUUCCACAAGCUGGGCCUUGCAGAAAGAGAAUACACCAAUCCUCAGGGAUGGCGCUUAAACACGCUGGCGGGAAUAAGAAAACAGCUUGGACAUUCACAGACGGAAAUUCAGAUUAUAAAGAUGGAUACGGACAAGGCCGAACUGACAUCACUACCGGAAAUGGUAACCAGCGGAGCGCUCAAGGACGUCUCCCAGUUUGUGUUUGAAAUUCACAUUCGAGUUAGUCAGUCUUUUGAAACAGAAGCAGACCUAGCGAAAUACGAAAUGGGACUGCGGCUACUCAAACAGGUUUAUGACGAGGGGUUUAGAAUAUUUAAAUCGCAUCAAAACCCGUGGUCUAAAUACCCAUCUAGGUUUGGUCCUGUUCGAUAUGGAUGUCAUGAACUACACAUGGUACGAGUGAAAUAACCGUGUUCUGUUUGUUAAAAAGUAUGAUUGACAGUGAUGGAUAAUAAUGAGUGAAUGAAUGCAUGGAUGAAUGAAAGAACGAACGAAUGAACGAAUGAACGAAUAAAUUAUUUUUAACGACACUCCGUUAUUGGCAAUUGGCUGUCAAACAAAAAUGUUAAGAUGAUCUGUAAAAGCAAGUGACCAGGAAAAUCUUAAUAUUAAAAAGAUUUUUUUUUUUUUUUUUUUUUUUUUAACGACGCCGCUAGAGCACAUUGAUUUUUUAUCUUAUCAUCGGCUAUUGGACGUCAAACAUAUGGUCAUUCUGACACUGUUUUUAG
Gigantopelta aegis is the source of this 1515-nucleotide messenger RNA. Its product is annotated as methyltransferase-like protein 24. The coding region runs from base 275 to 1195 and encodes 306 amino acids. The record is from RefSeq and is a predicted model, not a curated record. Lineage: Eukaryota; Metazoa; Mollusca; Gastropoda; Neomphalida; Peltospiridae. The transcript is spliced from 6 exons.